AUGAGCGAGUCGUGGACGUACAACACCCCGCCGGGGACCUUAUCCACGGGACCCCAGAUCACGGCCAUUGCGUUGGCGUUUACGGCACUGUCGCUGAUCAUCUUGAUGUUGCGGUUAUACGUCCGUGUGAUCAUGCUCAAGGCUGCUGGCUCAGAUGACUGGGUCAUUUUUGUUACAUGGUUUGCCGCUUGUGGAUUCGCAGUCGUCAGCACCGUCCAAACAAAAUGGGGCCUUGGUCUCAAGAGGUUGGAAGACAUGCCUGCGGAGAAUGUCUACAACUUUGGUGUUCUACAAUACGCCGGUGCUCCUUUCUACAUUAGCAGUAUUCUUGGCUUCAAGAUCAGCUUGCUUCUCUCGUAUCUCCGCUUCAUCCCGAAGGGUUCCUACCGAUGGGCAGUUUUCGUCACCAUUGGUCUUUGCGUCUCAUACCACCUUGCCUUUCUCCUCGUCCAGAUAAAUCUAUGCACACCGGUAGGUCUCCCCGGUCUCUUGUUACAAGACAAGCCAGACAUUGACAAAGAGCAGAUCGCAAAGCAAUGGGAUCCCACAAUCACCAACGGCUCCUGCCUUCCAAGUGUUCCCUUUUAUACCAGCAUGGCGUCUCUGACGAUUGCGUUUGACCUUGUCGUCAUGUUCCUCCCCUUCCCCGUCCUUGCAUCGUCCAAGAUCCAGAAGCGCAAGAAGAUCGUCCUGCUCGGCCUCUUCGGCCUCGGCGCCUUCAUCACCGUCAUCCAAAUCAUCCGAAUCCAAACCGUUCACGCCCUCGCCAACUACCUCGACUCCUCGCCCCUCAUCAUGUGGUCCUCAAUCGAAAACAAUCUCGGCAUCAUCGUCUGCUGCAUCCCCACCCUCGCGCCCCUCGUCAAGUAUUUCAACGAAAAGAGCAAGUCCGGGAGCCGAAGCAACAAGUACGGCGCCGCGAGCGGCUACGGAAAGACGGGACAGAGCGGCAACGUGGGGAGCAGAUACGCGCUGCAGAGCUGGCGGCCGGGCAUGAGCGGUAUGCAGCCGCUCAGCAGCGGGACCGAUCACAGCGAGCAAGAGCUUGGGGUCCAGAGUUCGAGAGUAGGAAAGGGGUCGGAUGACGGCAGCGCCGACUUUCAUCUUGAUGCGCCAGUUAUCGUCAAGAAGACGGAGUUUGUGGUCACGAGCAAUCCUAGGCUGCCAGGGGAGGUUGUUUGA
Molecule: messenger RNA, 1182 nt
Organism: Colletotrichum orchidophilum
Lineage: Eukaryota; Fungi; Ascomycota; Sordariomycetes; Glomerellales; Glomerellaceae
Exons: 5
Coding region: 1-1182 (393 amino acids)
Source: RefSeq, a predicted model, not a curated record